GGUUGUUGCCACAUCCGGCCACUGGUCUUACACCCAACGCAAGGGACUCACCUUCCGUUCCCAGACCAUUCCACUCCCCGUUGUGCUACGACAAGAAUAUUCUUGAAUUAAAGAGUAGUUUUUGAAGAAAAGAGAAGCUAUCAGUACGUUAUGCUUUUGACGCGCGUGUUGGCUGCCGGCCUGGCGACGGGGUUGGCGGUUGCGGCUCCUGCCACCAAACGUGGCGUCGCCUACGCAUGGGGUUCAGAAAAAGUAAAAGGUGUAAAUAUUGGAGGGUGGCUCGUUCUUGAGCCGUGGAUAACGCCGUCUUUGUUGGACAAUCUUGGCCGCAGCGAUGUUGUUGAUGAGUUUACGCUAGGAGAAAAGCUGGGGCAAGAUGCGGCGCUCAAGAUCCUCAGACAGCACUGGGAUUCUUGGUGCACGUUUGAGGACUUCCAGAAGAUCAAAGACUCGGGUUUCAACUUAGUGAGGAUACCGGUUGGGUACUGGGCGUAUGACACGCUGGACUCGCCGUACGUAAAGGGCGCUGCACCUUACAUCGACGCUGCCAUCGACUGGGCCCGCGGCCUCGGCCUCAAAAUCCUCAUCGACCUCCACGGCGCCCCCGGCUCCCAGAACGGCUUCGACAACUCCGGGCAACGCAUCUCUCCCCCAACCUGGACCUCCGGCGACACCGUCCAACAGACCCUCAACAUCUUCUCCACCAUCACAAAGAAGUACGCGCAGUCUAAAUACCAGGACGUCGUCGUCGGCAUCGAGCUACUCAACGAGCCACUCAUCCCCUCCCUAGACGAGGCCACUGUCCGCCAAUUCUAUCGCGAUGGCUUCGGCCGCCUGCGCCAAACAUCCGACACCCCGAUCAUCCUGCACGAUGGAUUUCUGCCGACGGCAAACUGGAACGGCUUCCUCACCCCCUCUGACAACAACGCGCAGAACGUCGUCAUGGACCACCACGAGUACCAAGUCUUCACGGAUGCGCUCGUCGCGCUCUCCCCCGACGCCCACGUCUCGGCAGUGUGCUCCUCAUCAUCCUCCUACGCCGGCUCCGACAAGUGGUCCUUCGUGGGCGAGUGGACGGGCGCAAUGACCGACUGCGCGAAGUACCUCAACGGGCUGGGCGUCGGCGCGCGCUAUGACGGGACGUAUCCCGGCUCCACGAAGGUUGGGGACUGCAGCUGGCAGAACGACAUUAGCAAGUGGAGCCAGGAGUACAAGGACCAGACAAGGAAGUACAUCGAGGCGCAGAUGAGCGCGUUCGAGACGAGGGCUGGCGGGUGGGUGUGGUGGAAUUUUAAGACGGAGGGGGCGGCGGAGUGGGAUGCGUUUGCGCUAGUUGAUGCGGGAGUUAUGCCGCAGCCCUUGGAUCAGAGGAAGUUUGAGGUUAUGUGCUGAGGGGUUGGGGGAUAAUUUUUGUUUGGGAAAGAUGGUGGCUAGACAAUAAAAAUAUGGAAGGCUUUGGGAGGGCGUUUUGGUAUACCCGAAGACAUAGCUGA
Paraphaeosphaeria sporulosa is the source of this 1493-nucleotide messenger RNA. RefSeq names its product glycoside hydrolase family 5 protein. Gene Ontology annotation, cellular component: cell surface; extracellular region. Gene Ontology annotation, molecular function: glucan exo-1,3-beta-glucosidase activity. Lineage: Eukaryota; Fungi; Ascomycota; Dothideomycetes; Pleosporales; Didymosphaeriaceae. The transcript is spliced from 3 exons. The record is from RefSeq and is a predicted model, not a curated record. Bases 151 to 1392 code for a protein of 413 amino acids. Gene Ontology annotation, biological process: glucan catabolic process.